Messenger RNA from Ostreobium quekettii, 1395 nucleotides. NCBI's taxonomy places the organism in Eukaryota, Viridiplantae, Chlorophyta, Ulvophyceae, Bryopsidales, Ostreobiaceae. The record is from the annotation of a GenBank genome assembly.
AUGGACACCGACAAUCUCGACGCCGAGAUCGCCGCCCUAAAGGCAUUGGCGCUGGAGGGUCGCGUCCAGGAGGCCCUGGAGGGGCUGCUGAACCUCGAGAAGCAGAAGCGGCUGGCAGAGGAUGUGGCGAGCACGACGGCGUGCUGCAGCGCCGUCCUGGACGUGUGCUUCCAAGGAAGGGACUGGAAGCUCCUGAACGAGCAGAUCGUGCUGCUGUCCAAGCGCAGGGGCCAGCUCAAGCAGGCGGUGCAAAAUUUUGUUCGUCAAGCUAUAGGGUACUUGGACAAGACACCAGAUAAGGCCACAAAGGUGGAGCUCAUAAAGACACUCCAAGCUGUGACAGAGGGCAAGAUUUAUGUCGAGAUCGAGCGGGCCCGGCUGACAAAGAAACUGGCGGCCAUCAAGGAAGCCGAAGGCAAAGUUGAUGAAGCUGCAGAGAUACUGCAGGAGGUGGCUGUGGAGACAUUUGGUGCCAUGGCCAAGUCAGAGAAGGUAGCUUUCAUUCUCGAGCAAGCCAGGCUGUGUCUGGACAAGGGAGACUAUGUCAGGGCGCAGAUCUUGGCCAAAAAGAUCAGUCCCAAGGCCUUUGUAGAUCGCCGGGGCACAACGGGUGACAUUGGCAUCGAGGGAACAACGAUCGAAGCCCCCGAUGAGGGUAUUCCAUCUCUGGAACAGCUGAAACUUGAGUACUACCUGACCAUGAUCCGAUAUCACGCCCACUUCAACAACUACCUUGAGAUAUGCCGGGCAUUCAAGGCAAUGUAUGAGAGCGAGGCUGUGUCCAACGAUGUUGAAAAGUGGAAGUCGUUGUUGAAGAAGAUCUGCUGGUUUGUCGUCCUUGCCCCUUCGCACUCCACUGAGGGUGCCUCGUCAUCGGAUCAGCUGACACUCCUGAACUCAACGCACCAAGACAAGAACCUCAUCGAGCUGCCAGCCCACAAGCAGAUGCUCAAGCAGUUCAUGAACAAAGAGCUGAUGAACUGGAGUGUCUUUGAGAAUGAAUAUCAUGAGGUGAUGGCAGAAGAACCUGAAAUUUUUGGUGGCGAACUGGGCAUGCAAAGGCUCAAAGACCUCAGGCUGAGGGUGACUGAGCACAACAUUCUUGUUGUGGCACACUACUACACACGCAUCACCAUGACGAGGCUGUCAGAGCUUCUCGACCUUCCUGCUGACGAGACUGAGAAGGAGCUGUCCAACAUGGUCGUCCAGAAAGCCGUGUACGCAAAGAUCGACCGACCGGCAGGCGUGGCGCGCUUUGGCUCGCCCCAGCGACCCGACCACGUGCUGAACAGGUGGUCCACCAGCAUCGCCCGUCUCUUGGACCUCGUGGAGAAGAGCUGCCAGCAGAUACAGAAGGAAUCUAUGCAAUACAAGGUGCCCAUUGGCUCCGCCUAG